Molecule: messenger RNA, 1074 nt
Organism: Carassius carassius (crucian carp)
Lineage: Eukaryota; Metazoa; Chordata; Actinopteri; Cypriniformes; Cyprinidae
Exons: 7
Coding region: 125-691 (188 amino acids)
Source: RefSeq, a predicted model, not a curated record
AAAACACUGACAGGAACCAGGGACAAAACAGACCCACCUUCAACACAUCAGGGAAGAGUAUAGGCUAUCUCACAGUCUGGACAGUAAAAUAUAUACAAUUACUCAUAAGGUUGAAGGUUGAAGCAUGACUCUGACAGUGUCUCAAGGUGAGGUUUUGAUGGUCAUCACUGCCACCUCAAACCCAAAGAGCAGAUGGCCCCUACUGUGUCACAUUCUGAGUUCUCUGUGCUACGGUCCAGUGUGUUUUGCAUCUCAGGAAAUGGAAGAGAAGCUGACAGAUACCCAGAGAGUAAUUGGAAGUCUACAGAUAGUAAUUGCAGUCAUGAAUCUUGUGUUGGGACUUUUUGGCAUCAUCUUCUUUAUUGUUAACAAUUCGCCCAGCAGUAUUGUGAUGCCAGUUCUUCAGCUCUGUGUGGCUCUCAGUUUCUGUGUUUUAACCAUAAAAUCUUUGUUCAAGAAGGGUGGGAGGGCAAAGUUGGUGGAGAACACAACUUCAGAAUCUAGAAUUGGAAAAAGCAAAUAUUCACUUCCGUUUGGUCACAGUUGUGGCAUGACUCUUGCAUUGACUCAGAUAGUGGUUGGUGUCAUGAAUAUCACGAUGGGUUGUUUCGGCUUCGUCUUUGCUUUUUGGAUCGACGGUGUGGUAAGAGUUGUUAAACAUUCUCAUCAUCAUUAUUAUGUUUCUAAAUGAGUUCAUGCAGUACGAUGAGUGAGUGCAUUUAAAAAGUGAAUUAUUUAUGACAUUGCUCUGAUUUGGAGAACACUCUACAUUAAUGUCUUUAUUUUUGUAUUUUCAAAUGUUCUAUGAUUUAUCAAAAUCCUAAUUAAUAAUAAAGUGAAAUCUGGUGAUUUGUAUAUACACUUUCAAUCUGAAGAAGCAUGUUCGCAUGGAAUAGUGUUUUUAUUUGUUUGAUUUGCCUUUUAGUUCCUUGUUGUUGGAAUUUUGUGUGUUCUUGCAGUGACAUUUCCCCAUCCCAGGCUGCUGGUCAUCACAGUGGCUCUGAAUGUGGUCAGUGCUGCUCUGGCUAUCACAGCUGCUGUGCUGUAUUGAAUGGACCUGGCAAUGGGAAGCAG